GCUAUUUGGUUGGCCAGCGCGCUUGGUACUACGUCAUUCACCCGCGCCACCCGGAAGCCGCAAUUCAUACCAACCGUUCUUUUUGCCGGCGGCCCUGAGGAGCCCAUGAUGGCGACGCCCCCUAAACGGCGGGCGGUGGAGGCCACGGGGGAGAAAGUGCUGCGCUACGAGACCUUCAUCAGUGAUGUGUUGCAGCGGGACUUGCGAAAGGUGCUGGACCAUCGAGACAAGGUAUAUGAGCAGCUGGCCAAAUACCUUCAAUUGAGAAAUGUCAUUGAGCGACUCCAGGAAGCUAAGCACUCGGAGUUAUAUAUGCAGGUGGAUUUGGGCUGUAACUUCUUCGUUGACACAGUGGUCCCAGAUACUUCACGAAUCUACGUGGCCCUGGGAUAUGGUUUUUUCCUGGAGUUGACGCUGGCAGAAGCUCUUAAGUUCAUUGACCGUAAGAGCUCUCUCCUCACAGAGCUCAGCGACAUCCUCACCAAGGAUUCCAUGAAUAUUAAAGCCCAUAUCCACAUGUUGCUAGAGGGGCUUAGAGAACUACAAGGCCUGCAGAAUUUCCCAGAGAAGCCUCACCAUUGACUUCUUGCCUCCAUUCUCCAACAUUAAAGAGCCUGAAUGCC
Lemur catta (Ring-tailed lemur) is the source of this 623-nucleotide messenger RNA. It is a transcript of the gene UXT, whose product is annotated as ubiquitously expressed prefoldin like chaperone. Gene Ontology annotation, molecular function: transcription corepressor activity. Lineage: Eukaryota; Metazoa; Chordata; Mammalia; Primates; Lemuridae. The coding region runs from base 106 to 582 and encodes 158 amino acids. The transcript has 7 exons. The record is from RefSeq and is a predicted model, not a curated record. Gene Ontology annotation, biological process: negative regulation of transcription by RNA polymerase II.